Fraxinus pennsylvanica is the source of this 1782-nucleotide messenger RNA. NCBI's taxonomy places the organism in Eukaryota, Viridiplantae, Streptophyta, Magnoliopsida, Lamiales, Oleaceae. The record is from the annotation of a GenBank genome assembly.
AUGAGCAAGGCAAGUGGUAGCGGUAAAAUAGCCGCAACAUCUGACUACCCUCUAUGGGACUGCGUGAUUCCGUACGUAAAGGAACCGCAAGAUCGGGCUACGGUUUCUUUGGUGUGCAAACAGUGGCAUGAAAUUGAUUCCCUCACGCGAAAGCAUGUAACUAUUGCACUGUGUUAUGCCGCCACUCCAGACCGCCUCUCACGACGGUUCCCCAACCUCGAGUCGCUCAAGCUCGAGGGACAACCACGCACUUCCCGUAUUCCUAGUGACCGGGGAUGCUAUGCGACGCCGUGGAUUGAGGAAAUUGUCAAGUCUUUUAAGAAAAUGAAGGCGCUGCAUCUUCGUAGAAUGAUAGUUAAGGACUCGGACCUUGAAUUGAUUGCCGCUACAGCAAUUGGGAAGGGUCUUGAAGUGUUGAAACUUGAUAAAUGCUAUGGAUUCUCAACUAAUGGACUCUUGCACAUCUGUCGCUCUCUCCGGAGUUUGAUGACCUUGGAUAUGGAAGCGAGCACAAUAAUUGAAAAUGACGGGGAAUGGCUACAAGAACUUGCUCUGAACAAUACAGUUCUUGAAAAUUUGAACUUCUACAUGACAAAUCUUGUCGAAGUCAAAUCUGGAGACCUUGAACUGAUAGCCAAAAACUGCCCAUCUCUGGUCGUGGUGAAAAUUAAUGAUUCUGAUAUUGCUGACCUCGUUGGUUUCUUCCGCAAUGCAGCUGCAUUAGAAGAGUUUUGUGGGAGCUGUUUAGGCAAACAACCAAUAGGUAGCGAAGGCGAUCAAAAUGCGCAAUUAGAAAGGUACGCGGCGGUACCAUUUCCCCAAAGAUUGUGCUCCUUGGGUCUUAAGUACUUGUCAGGAGCUGAAAUUCAGAUUGUCUUUCCUUUUGCUGCUCGACUUAAAAAAUUGGAUCUGCUAUGUGCUAUGCUUGAUACAGAAAGUCAUUGUCUCUUACUGGAAAGGUGUCCCAACUUGGAAAUGCUUCAGGCAAGGGCCGUGAUUGGAGAUAGAGGAUUGGAAGUUGUUGCUCAGAUUUGUAAGAAACUGAAAAGACUGAGGAUUGCGCAUGGUAUUCUCGUGGAAGGAGUUACGCACAGAGGAUUAAUUUCUCUGUCACAGGGAUGCCUUGAAUUGGAAUACUUAGCUAUUGUUGUGACUGACAUCACAAAUGCAUCCCUAGAAUGUGUAGGCAUUCACUUGAAAAAGCUCUAUAGCUUCCGGUUGCGCUUGAUUGUAAACCAAGAGACAAUAGCAAAUUUUCCGCUUGAUUAUGGAGUUCGAUCUUUGUUGAUGGGUUGUCAUAAACUUACUGGCCUUACUUUGUAUCUUCAGUCUGGUGGGCUAACAGAUGUGGGUCUCAGUUAUAUUGGAAAGUAUAGUCCAAAAGUGAGAUGGAUGCGUUUGGGUUUUGUUGGGGAAUCUGAUAAUGGUAUUAAGGAAUUUUCCAAAAACUUACCUAGCCUCCAAAAGUUAGAACUGAGGGGAUGCCGUUUCAGUGAAGGUGCACUAGGAGAUGCUAUACUACGACUACCUUCGUUGAGGUGUUUGUGGGUGCAAGGAUACACUAAAUCUGGAGCUGAUUGGGAUAAGGUACAUGAGAAGCGUCCGAAAUGGAUUACUGAGUUCAUUUCAGCAACACAAGUUGCUGAACCUAAUGAAAAUGGAGAAGAUGUAUCCUUUGAGAAUAAAGCCCAAAUUCUAGCAUAUUAUUCACUUGCUGAUCCGAGAACAGAUUUUCCAUCUACAGUUGUGCCCUUAAUUUCCAAGGUUACAAUCAACGAAUAA